This is a messenger RNA of Laetiporus sulphureus 93-53, 452 nucleotides long. RefSeq lists its product as uncharacterized. Lineage: Eukaryota; Fungi; Basidiomycota; Agaricomycetes; Polyporales; Laetiporaceae. The record is from RefSeq and is a predicted model, not a curated record. Bases 96 to 383 code for a protein of 95 amino acids. The transcript has a single exon.
UGUACUCCGACUUAUUUGGCCCCCCGAUGGGCGAAUAAGGGAUUGUGGAGUUUGUGAUCGCAUCAUGAUCGGGCACAUGGUGAAUUCGGAUCGAAAUGUGGCAUAUAUGUAGUCUCGACUCUCAUGAUCCUACAUACCUUUCAGCAGACGAAUUUCACUCUGACUAUCCUGUGCAUAUGGCCGGUGGCCUCGCGCAGUAUGCUUCAUGCUGCCAGUUGCACAAUCAUCAAAACCAUCAUGGCAUCAGGAAAACUCAAAUCGACUUGUCGGACUCGAGAACCUCCUUUUUGACUUGUUCUUGCCGGUACUGGCUUGUACAAGCUGACAAAUGCACAAUAAGAAGCUUCCAGCCCAGAAAAAAGUUCAAAACAAGAAGGUCCUGAGACUUUCUCGAACUUACUGUCUUUUUUUGGUCACGGCAAGCGGAUAAAAGUGUCCUAAAGCGGGUUUGA